ACAAACCAGGCAUGAGGCUGCUGACGCAAGCCAACAGCACCCUGCUGAUGGAGGAGCUGGCCCUGGAUGAGAAACUUCCCCGAGGCUGGCACUCCAAGGGCAUCGUCACACCCAGCCAGGGUCUCCAAGGUUCCAGCGGCAUCAUGAUGGACAGUACCAACAUCCUGGGAGUCCAGGUCAUACUGAUCGCAGCUUACUCCCUAAUCAUUCUGCUAGGAUUCAUCGGCAACUCCUUAGUGAUCUACACAAUAGUGAAAUAUAAAACCAUGAGGACUGUCACCAACUUCUUCAUUGCUAACCUGGCCCUGGCUGACCUCAUGGUGGACACUCUCUGUUUGCCUUUCACCUUGGUAUACACACUGCUGGAUGAGUGGAAGUUUGGGGCCGCUCUGUGUCAUCUGGUCCCUUAUGCCCAAGCUUUGAGUGUCCACGUGUCCACCCUCACCUUAACCGUGAUAGCUCUGGAUAGGUACAGAUGCAUUGUUUUCCACUUGGACAGCAGGAUCUCCAGGAGGCUCAGUUUCACAAUCAUAGCCACUACGUGGCUGGCAGGUGCGGUACUGGCCGGCCCGCUGGCCAUCUUCAGAGAGUACCGGUAUGAGGAAAUCCCAUCUAUCAACCUCAGAAUAGCCGUCUGUUCUGAGAAGUGGCCUUCUGGAAAUAACAGAGAUGCCACCAUUUACAGCCUUUCCAUGCUCCUUCUGCAGUACAUCCUUCCGCUGGCCAUUAUUUGCUAUGCCUACAUCAGGAUCUGGUUCAAGCUGAAAAAUCAUAUCAGCCCCACCUCCAGCAACGAAAGCCAAUGCCGGAGAAAGAAGACGACAAAAAUGCUCGUGAUGGUGGUGGUAGUGUUUGCCGUUUGCUGGCUCCCCUUCCACAUCUUCCAGCUUGCCAUCGACUUGGAUUUGGUGCUCAUCUUCCAUGAGUACAAACUCCUUUACACCGUCUUCCACGUAGUGGCCAUGUGCUCCACAUUUGUAAACCCCUUCCUCUAUGGCUGGAUGAACAAGAACUACCGGAACGGGUUCCUCAUGUUCUUCAGCUGCCAGAACAAGCCUGAGAGCAUCUACACUGACGGUUCCGUUAGACGCCGGUCUUAUACCUUCAAGGCCAACACUCUGAACGGCAGCAUCAAGCACUCUGCCGGCAAUGGGCAGUUGCCGACGGAGGUAUAGAAAUGGAAAAACCCAUUAUCCGCAGGGGCAGACACUGAUCAACCCUGAACGCCUCUUCCCGGGACUGACAACUUUUGGAGGCAAAUAUUGUGUGGCCAAAAUAUUCUUGCUACCGUGGCUAAAUGAAAGAACCUGCUUCAUCUAUCAAAACCAUCAACUGGGUGUACCGUCCGUUCUAUCUUGGUUAAGUUUCUGUGCUUUCCUGGCCACAGGCACAGAGAGCAGUUUGUUUGUACGUAAACAUGAAAUGCGUUAUACGAAGGAUAUUUCCAUUUAAAAAAGGAGGGAAUUCUCUUCUGCUGUGUGCUGUGCAAAAGCUUCCAUUCACUGAAUUCCACCACCAAUAUGGAAUCAACUGAGCCUGGGGCACAUUAAAUAUAUUCUUGUAU
Pelodiscus sinensis (Chinese soft-shelled turtle) is the source of this 1564-nucleotide messenger RNA. Lineage: Eukaryota; Metazoa; Chordata; Testudines; Trionychidae. The record is from RefSeq and is a predicted model, not a curated record.